AAACUUGGGUCUAUGGGGAAGAAGGUGCUUGGCAUAUGCUUUGGGCAUCAAGUUUUGUGCCAAGCAUUGGGUGGCAAGGUUGAGAGAGCUUGUGGUGGAUGGGAUCUUGGAUUGAGAAAAGUCAACAUGGUGGAAGACUUACCUCCUUAUGGCUUCUUUGAUAGUUUACAGGAAAUUCCAUCCACCAUCACCAUCAUUGAGUGUCAUCAAGAUGAGGUGAGAGAGGUCCCCAUGGGUGCCAAGGUCAUUGCCUUCUCUGACCAGACAGGAGUGGAGAUGUUUAUUUUUUACCAUCACAUAUUAGGCAUUCAGGGCCACCCUGAAUAUACAAAAAACAUCUUAUGUAGUAUCAUUGAUCGUCUUGCUAAUAGUAACUUGAUAAAUUUAAGAUGA
Molecule: messenger RNA, 393 nt
Organism: Telopea speciosissima
Lineage: Eukaryota; Viridiplantae; Streptophyta; Magnoliopsida; Proteales; Proteaceae
Product: gamma-glutamyl peptidase 5-like
Exons: 3
Cellular component (GO): cytosol
Source: RefSeq, a predicted model, not a curated record